Balaenoptera musculus (blue whale) is the source of this 1297-nucleotide messenger RNA. RefSeq names its product BTB/POZ domain-containing protein KCTD9. Gene Ontology annotation, biological process: protein homooligomerization; intracellular signal transduction. The record is from RefSeq and is a predicted model, not a curated record. The coding region runs from base 21 to 1190 and encodes 389 amino acids. The transcript has a single exon. Lineage: Eukaryota; Metazoa; Chordata; Mammalia; Artiodactyla; Balaenopteridae. Gene Ontology annotation, molecular function: protein binding.
GACCCAGUGGGGGCAGCGCGAUGAGGCGGGUGACCCUGUUCCUUAACGGCAGCCCCAAGAAUGGAAAGGUGGUCGCUGUAUAUGGAACUUUAUCUGAUUUGCUUUCUGUGGCCAGCAAUAAACUCGGCAUAAAAGCCACCAGUGUGUAUAAUGGGAAAGGUGGACUGAUUGAUGAUAUUGCUUUGAUCAGGGAUGAUGAUGUUUUGUUUGUGUGUGAAGGAGAACCAUUUAUUGACCCUCAGACAGAUUCUAAAGUACCGGAAGUAUUGUCAGGAUCUCACACAGACUGGCUAACAUUAAAUGUUGGAGGGCGGUACUUUACAACCACACGGAGCACUUUAGUGAAUAAAGAACCUGACAGUAUGCUGGCCCACAUGUUUAAGGACAAAGGUGUGUGGGGAAAUAAGCAAGAUCAUAGAGGAGCUUUCUUAAUUGACCGAAGUCCUGAGUACUUUGAACCCAUUUUGAACUACUUGCGUCACGGACAGCUCAUUGUAAACGAUGGGAUUAAUUUGUUGGGUGUGUUAGAAGAAGCAAGAUUUUUUGGUAUUGACUCAUUGAUUGAACACCUAGAAGUGGCAAUAAAGAAUUCUCAACCACCAGAAGAUCAUUCACCAAUAUCUCGAAAGGAAUUUGUCCGAUUUCUGCUAGCCACUCCAACCAAAUCAGAAUUGCGUUGCCAGGGUUUAAACUUCAGUGGUGCUGAUCUUUCUCGUUUGGACCUUCGAUACAUUAACUUCAAAAUGGCCAAUUUAAGCCGCUGCAAUCUUGCCCACGCUAAUCUCUGCUGUGCAAAUCUUGAACGAGCUGAUCUCUCUGGAUCAGUGCUUGACUGUGCAAAUCUCCAGGGAGUCAAGAUGCUCUGUUCUAAUGCAGAAGGAGCAUCCCUGAAACUGUGCAAUUUUGAAGAUCCUUCUGGUCUUAAAGCCAAUUUAGAAGGUGCUAAUCUGAAAGGUGUGGAUAUGGAAGGAAGUCAAAUGACAGGAAUUAACCUGAGAGUUGCUACCUUAAAAAAUGCAAAGUUGAAGAACUGUAACCUCAGAGGAGCGACUCUGGCAGGAACUGAUUUGGAGAACUGCGACCUGUCUGGGUGUGACCUUCAAGAAGCCAACCUGAGGGGUUCCAACGUGAAGGGCGCCAUCUUUGAAGAGAUGCUGACACCACUACAUAUGUCACAAAGCGUCAGAUGAGAAUCCUAGGGUUGGAGGAAGAUGCCGAAGAUGAGAAAUGUUCUCCUUAUCACUUUUCUUUCUCCACCCACUCAGCUGUCUGGGAGAAAUAACACUGGAAGGGAAUU